AUGUUAAAUGAGUUCAUGAAGUCUUCAGAUAAUUUACCCAGAUCCACACUGACUGUAACUCCAGACAGUCCUGUAUUCACUGGAGAGACAGUCAAUCUGAAGUGUGUGAUUGAGUCUUACAGUAACUGGAGAUAUGAGUGGUAUAAAGGCACAGACAGUGUAAUGUUACAGGCGUCUGAGCGUUACACUGUAAACAGAGACACUCUCUCUAUCAGAGGAGCUACUGAGUCUGAUCAGGAUCAGUACUGGUGUAGAGGACAGAGAGAUGGAAGACCAAAAUCAUCACAAUCAAGUUCUGCUGUUUCUCUCACUGUGAAGGAUUUACCCAGAUCUACACUGACUGUAACUCCAGACAGUCCUGUAUUCACUGGAGAGACAGUCAAUCUGAAGUGUGUGAUUGAGUCUUACAGUAACUGGAGAUAUGAGUGGUAUAAAGGCACAGACAGUGUAAUGUUACAGGCGUCUGAGCGUUACACUGUAAACAGAGACACUCUCACUAUCAGAGGAGCUACUGAGUCUGAUCAGGAUCAGUACUGGUGUAGAGGACAGAGAGAUGGAAGACCAAAAUCAUCACAAUCAAGUUCUGCUGUUUCUCUCACUGUGAAGGGUGAGUUGAAUAUCAUUGUCCUCUUAAACUCAGUCUAA
Molecule: messenger RNA, 645 nt
Organism: Sinocyclocheilus grahami
Lineage: Eukaryota; Metazoa; Chordata; Actinopteri; Cypriniformes; Cyprinidae
Product: basement membrane-specific heparan sulfate proteoglycan core protein-like
Exons: 3
Coding region: 1-645 (214 amino acids)
Biological process (GO): immune response; cell surface receptor signaling pathway
Cellular component (GO): external side of plasma membrane
Molecular function (GO): transmembrane signaling receptor activity
Source: RefSeq, a predicted model, not a curated record